GCCAUUUUGGAAGGUGGUGGCAAUACAGGAAGUAAAAUAUUCUGACUUGUUCGUCUGUCCUGUUUUCCCGAAGAGUCACAAAACAUGGCAAAGAAUACUGGAAGUUCGAAAUUUCGGAAAGUAGAUGUUGAUGAAUACGACGAAAACAAAUACGAAGAUGAUCAAACUGGCGAAGUUGCUGGUGGGCCCGACGAAGGAGAAGUCAUGAGUUAUCUCAACCAAGGGAAAAAUAGUGACGCAUUGCAUGCUGUAUUAAGAGAUGCACCAAUCGGAUCAAAAAAUCAAGCCGUUAAGGAUAAAGCAAUGAUGUUGGUUUUGCGAGUGCUUACUGCUUUUAAAACAAGCGAGAUUGAAAAAAGUGUAAAAACUCUUGACAACCAGACAGUAGACAUUCUUAUGAAAUACAUCUAUAAAGGAUUUGAACUAGCAACAGACAAUAGUAACGCUGCCCUCCUCACAUGGCAUGAAAAGGCUGUUGCCGCUGGUGGUUUAGGAUCUAUUGUCAGAGUUUUAACAGAUAGAAAAUCAGUGUAAGAAGAUUAAUACUUGUGUUAUAUAAAGAAGAAGAAACUGAGAUAUGCAGCAUGUUGUUGAAGCAGUAGACCCUAUUCCUUGUACUGUGAUAACACUGCAGUAAAGACGCCAUUUUCUUCUCUAAGAGAUGUGAGCUAGUAAUACGGAGCCAACAUUACCUUUGUGAUUCAUGCUUAUUUAUAUACAAACAUCACCUCGGCAUAUGGCUAUGCAUGUGAAAACAGCACCUUAUUAAUUUGCUUAUUAAUUUGGCUAUGCAAAGGUAAUUUUGUCUCUCUGUUAUGUAUAAAAUACAAGAAAAAAUGUAUCUUAAACUUUCUAAUACGGUGGGGUGUGGUAAUAUUAUUAAUAUUACCGGUAAUUGUAAAAUGUUAGUUUCAUUUUCAGUUUUCUUCCACUUCAUCACCAGCCACCAUGGCAAUAUAAUUUUAGUAUCCAUUGAAACAGGAUGUGAAAUUGUUAUUGCUGUAGCUGAAUUUGUGAGAUAUGUUUUUUUUUUUCAACAAAAAUAUUUACCGGUAUUGUUAUUCAUGUAACCUGGCUUUCGUUCUCAUUCAGUUUUAUUUCUGUCAAUUAUUGCAGAUCCUUUUAAAGUUUAAUUUGUCAUUGAAAGUUAUUUUGUUUUUUAUGUCGGUUGCUUUCUUCAACAGGAAUAAAAUAAUUUCCUGGUUGGUGUAUGGGUCACACAAUCCCUUUUCUUCAUGACAUGCUUGUGAGUAUUUCAGCCAAUCAGUGAAAGAGAGGAUAAUCAAUUAUAAACCAGAACACAAAAAAAGUAUUUUAUCUGGCUUGACUGCUGAACUUUUGUUUUCACUGAAAAACUGAAUAUUUU
Saccoglossus kowalevskii is the source of this 1366-nucleotide messenger RNA. RefSeq names its product actin-related protein 2/3 complex subunit 5-C-like. Gene Ontology annotation, biological process: Arp2/3 complex-mediated actin nucleation; regulation of actin filament polymerization. The record is from RefSeq and is a predicted model, not a curated record. Gene Ontology annotation, cellular component: Arp2/3 protein complex; actin cytoskeleton. NCBI's taxonomy places the organism in Eukaryota, Metazoa, Hemichordata, Enteropneusta, Harrimaniidae.